ACAUUUUUAAAAUGGCAGAAUCAAUUUCAAUUGAAGAGACCAAUGCCAUUCGUAAAAAAUUGGGUCUUCCACUAUUAGCAGUUGAAGGCAGCGAUGAUGAAACAGUUGAUCCUGAAAGAGAGGCCUAUGAAAACUAUCAAAAACAAAAACAAGAAAAAGAACGGGAAGCAAAAGAGGAGAAAAUUAGAGAGAGCAUUGAAAAGUCUAAAAAUCGUAAAAGAAAACUAGAAAAACUUCAAGGUAAAGGCCUUGCCGAAGCUAGUGAUGAUGAAGAUGAAAGCGCACUAGCAUGGAUUAAAAAAAGUCGAAAGCGAGAAAGGGAAUUAGCAGCACGCCGAGCUAAAGAAUUAGAGGAGAUGGAUAAUGCAUAUCAAACUUACGAUGCAGAACAAUUAGCAGGUCUUAAAGUAAGCCAUUCUCUCUCGGAAUUUCAAGAAGGAGAAGAAACCAUUUUAACAUUAAAGGAUCGAGGCAUUCUUGAUGAAGAAGAUGUAGAAGAACUAACUAAUGUCAAUCUUGAAGAUCGAGAGCGAUUGAAAAAGAAUCUUGAAGCUAAGAAGCAAAAACCAGGUUAUAAUCCAUACGAUGAUGAUCAAUUUAGUGGUAAAAAGCAGAGUAUUCUUCCUCAAUACGAAGAAGAAGAAGAAGAAAAUGGUUUUGUAAUUGGAAAUGCUGGAGUAGUUCAAGUUGAAAAAGAGAAAGAGAAUGAAAAAACAGUUUCUCAAAAAUUAAAAGAACAGACUUUAUCUUAUGAAAAAAUGCAAGAAAUUAAAGAUUACUAUACCCAAGAAGAAGCAGAAGCUACAUUUAAAAAGCCAAAAUCUAAAAAGAAAAAGAAGACGAGAAGAAAGAAUAAAGAUGAUGAUGAUCUUAAUAUUUCAACUACAGCAUCUAUAGUAGAAGAUUCACCAGAGUCAACUUCUACUACAGCUUCUAAAUCUCGUACUAUAGAUCCAGAUGCUAAUUUUGUAGAUGAUGAUGAGCUUCAAGAAGCUCUUGCACGUUCAAGAAGAAUAGCCAAUAAACAGAAAAGUAAACUUAUCAAGAAAAUGACACCAGAAGAAAUUGCCAGACAACUUAAAGAAGAACAAAUAAAAGAAGAAGAAGAUAAUGAUACAGGUGGACUUGUUUUAUCCGAAACAACAGAAUUUGUUAAUUCUCUUGGUCGUAAUAUUCCUAUUUUUAAUCCUAGAGAAACAACUUAUACUGUUAAGAGUGAGGAACCUAAGAUCAAGGUAGAACCUGAUACAGAACGUUAUAUUGUUCAUGAAAUUAAAGAUGAACCACAUUCUGAGUCUGAACAAAUAUUAGAAUCUGAAAAAGAGGAGAACGUAGAUCAUACAAUGGAAGAUAUAAAAGAAGAAGAAACAAUGGUUGAAAUUAAGCAAGAAAUUACAGAAGCAAAUAAUAACGUCGAAGAGCCUUUGGUUGAAGAACCUUUAGUUAGUCGUGGCCUUGCAGCAACAUUAUCGUUAUUAAACCAAAAAGGUAUUCUUGCCAAGCCUACUGAGGAGCAAAUUAAACGAGAUAAAAUUGCAGCAGAGCAAAUAAGAUGGCAAAAUGAACAACGAAAGAAAGAAAGAAUCAGAGAAUUGGAGGAUAGAAGAGAAAAAGAAAGACGUAGAGGCGUUGAUAGAAGAGAUUAUAACACUGAACGUAUGAGAGAAUUAGAGCGCGAAAGAGAACGAGAAAGAGAGAGAGAAGAGGCAAGAAGAUUACGUGAAUUUGAGUUAGCAAUGGAAAAUUAUAAACCUGAAGUUAAUUUAGAAUAUACUGAUGAUAGUGGUCGUGUAAUGAACACACAUGAAGCCUUCAGAUAUAUGUCGCAUAAAUUCCAUGGCAAGACAUCAGGAAAGACUAAAACAGAAAAGAGAAUGAAGAAGAUCGAAGAAGAACGUAGAUUGAAUAUGAUGAGCAGUACUGACACACCUCAUAAUUUGGCUAAUGCAUUACUGGAAAGACAAAAACGAACUGGUAAUGCUCAUGUGGUAUUAAGUAUUGGUAAUAGAGGAGUUGUUCCAACUUCUACACCUUUAGAAGGUUUAUCAAAAUCUAAAGAUAACAGUAAUAAUAAAAAAUAAGCCAUUUCUUUUAGUGGUUAUUCUUUUCAGUAAAGUUUUUGUAUUAUUACUUUUAAUUUAUACAAACUAAUACAAAAUAUACUUAUUU
Molecule: messenger RNA, 2169 nt
Organism: Cokeromyces recurvatus
Lineage: Eukaryota; Fungi; Mucoromycota; Mucoromycetes; Mucorales; Mucoraceae
Product: SART-1 protein
Exons: 4
Coding region: 12-2081 (689 amino acids)
Biological process (GO): mRNA cis splicing, via spliceosome; maturation of 5S rRNA
Cellular component (GO): U4/U6 x U5 tri-snRNP complex
Source: RefSeq, a predicted model, not a curated record